Messenger RNA from Coccomyxa subellipsoidea C-169, 1816 nucleotides. RefSeq lists its product as hypothetical. The coding region runs from base 246 to 1373 and encodes 375 amino acids. The transcript has 9 exons. The record is from RefSeq and is a predicted model, not a curated record. NCBI's taxonomy places the organism in Eukaryota, Viridiplantae, Chlorophyta, Trebouxiophyceae, Coccomyxaceae.
CUUCCUGUAACAUUUGUAUGCUGCUUUGGAAGAAUCUGAGCUGUCAUUCACAUUUAAGGCACCUGGCUAAGGACUGAUCAUUUCGGGCAACACGCCCUGAUGGAUUUAUUCCACCUUUCGCUCUUCAUGGUGCUCCUAGCAGCCCUGCUUGCGCUGUACACGAGAUUCAUAAUACAUCCGAUACUAAAUAAAUACGCUUGAUAAUCUGCCGAUCGCGAUAUUUUCCUCAGCGAGAACUGUUCUCGAUGGUGUCACCUGUGAAGCCUAAUAGCAAGAUAACGGAGCGAUUAGCCAGGGAGGUGCUACGGAAGCUGCGUCUAGCUAUCGAAGCUGACAGGAAAGAAGACAGAGAAAUCAUCUGCGGCGAAGUUUUCACAGAUUUGACAGGAACACUCGAUGACCUUGCUAAAGAGGAGCUGGAAAUAAGCCUUGAGAGGAGCUGCAGAUUCUACGAGAUCCUAGCACCUUAUUUCCGGAAGAAAUGGGAUGUGGCGGAGGGACUCCUGUACAUCUGCAGGAAGCUGCUGUCACAACCCUAUGUUGCUCCUGUGUAUGCAAUGCUUCUUUAUCAGUGGCUGCUGGCAAAUAAGGAUGCUGGAGGUGCAGAGCAGCGGCAGAAGCAUGUCAAUCUCUUGGUGGCAGGAGCAGGGCAGCUGUUCUGGAGCGAUGUGCACAGCAGCCUGAUACACUUCCAGCCCCUCUACACAUUCAUGGCGAACGAUGUUGUCCUGAGCCCCGACAGGAGGCGCCUGGACACCCUGCCGCCGCAAUCGCGCGCCAAACUCCUGUCAGUGGUCGCUGCGUUUCUACCCUACUACACACCUUCAGCGGCAUUGGGCCAGGCACUGGCGAGCUUCCCUUCCCCUGGCCACACAGCUGAGGAUGGUGGCCAUGUGGACUGGGAGGGUGCAGACUUUGUCAUCGGUGACGUCUGUGACACCCUCAAGAUGAUGCGCGCGGAGCACUCCUUGCUCAAGUAUCUAGAUGCUCUGGUGGGCCUGAAAGAUUCCCCCUUCUUCCAGCGCUGCAAACGGAUAACGCGGCUCAGACUGCAAGCUGAGCUGUACGGCCUGACCCAGGUAGGCGGGCCUCGCUACGUCCCCCGAGCAGUGAACAAGGCGGCCUUCCGUGUCCUGGAUGCCCUCUUUCCCAUGGGUGCCUUCUCCCGCCGCGCUGUCUCUCUCCUCUUCCGCCUGUGGCUGCAUCCAGGGGAGUGGCCCAGGGCAAUUGGUGUCACUGCCCGGACCGCUGGGCGAGUGUUCGUUCGAUGGCUGAGAUACGUGCUGCCGAGCCGCACUGGCGCACCUGUGCAGCCGCUGUCAGCAGAUGCCCUCACCAAUGGGCAUCAGACCCUGCAUGCCAAGGCCUUUUGAGUUAUUUAGCUAGUCCUCUAUUGUCGUGUGUAAAUUUUGUCGGCUUGCUCUGCAGUUCCAUGUCAUCAGCUGUUCAAUUGCUGCAGCCUUGGGACCAUCUUAGAGCAUAAUGUGAAGGGCCAUGUUUGUCAAAUCAGUUUAGAAUGUAUUUUAUCCCUGCUAGAUCCAGAAGCCAAUCAGUGAUAGCGGUACGUAGCAAGGCAGGAUGUCCUAAAAUAUUGCCAGUGAAUAAUGCGAUACCUUGAAGGCCCUUCCGGGAUACUCCAACUUUCGUGGUGCCCAGGACUCGAUGCCAUCAAGUCCGACUUGACCACUGGCAGUGGUUGUGUUGCCUGCUCAGGGGUCAAGCGCUGUGACACAAGGUUCCAUGCCAUGUCUUUCACAGUCGUCAGUGUAUUGGCAGUACUGGUAGCAUACCCUGAUGUCAAUAAAAUCAUAAUGAC